Fonsecaea erecta is the source of this 846-nucleotide messenger RNA. RefSeq lists its product as hypothetical. Gene Ontology annotation, biological process: intra-Golgi vesicle-mediated transport; Golgi organization; protein transport. Gene Ontology annotation, cellular component: membrane; COG complex. NCBI's taxonomy places the organism in Eukaryota, Fungi, Ascomycota, Eurotiomycetes, Chaetothyriales, Herpotrichiellaceae. The record is from RefSeq and is a predicted model, not a curated record. The transcript has 2 exons. Bases 1 to 846 code for a protein of 281 amino acids.
AUGAGCAAUCGCUUCUAUUUUAGUGGCUCUGACUCUGGCUCAGAUGCUGAUGACAACGAUGCCUCACUUCCCUUCCCCAAGCCAUUAGAGCGCUCGGCCUUCCUAGCCCCAGACUUUGAUGCCGCUGCCUUUCUGUCCAGUCUGUCAAACCGAUUUCAGACGCUUGAAGAUCUGCAGACAGAAUUGCGCGAAUUGAGCCAAACCCUCAACACAGAGCUCGUCGAUCUUGUCAAUGACAACUAUCAGGAUUUCCUGUCAUUAGGAAGCACGCUGUAUGGCGGCGAAGAGAAGAUUGAGGAUAUCCGACUGGGCUUAUUGGGGUUCGAAAGAGAUGUGAAGGCAGUCAAAGACAAAGUUGACACAAGAAGGAACGAGGUAGCAGAACUAUUGAGACAGAAGAAGGCCCUGAGACAAGAGACGAGCAUCGGGCAAGCGUUGCUCGAAAUCGCGGAGCGUUUAGAUCUUUUGGAAGAACGGCUCGAUAUCUCAACGCCGUCGGCUACUCAGCCCACGACCAAGGUCAAGGGCCAACCUCAAGACGGUGUCGGUGAGAAGUGGAGUAACGGAUGGAUCGAAGAGCCGACCAACGACGUUGACGAGGAAUUCAACUCGGAUGAGCUCGAUGGCAUCCCUUCUAAAUUAAAGCGAAGGACGGAAGAAUUCCUCAUCUUGAAACACCUGGCAAGAAAACACAGUCCACAGCACCCUUUCCUCUUGGCCCAGGAAGGGCGGAUUCGCAGAAUCCAAGAGCUCUUACUGACCGACCUCGAACUGGCCAUCAAGCAGGAAACAGAGGUCAAAAACAAACAACAAUUGAUACAGCUAAGGGGCGCAAUUGAAGAGUGA